GUAACGCUGCACAAGAGCCGUGGCUUGGCGAGCCGUUAACGCCCUCCACAGCGACGUCGGCGCCGAAUGCCGCGCCGGUAGAUGCGAAUAUUUCGCAGCUACCGAGUACAACUAUCUCGCACUCGAAGCCAGGUCCAGCCUCCACGCCCGCUCUUGCUGCUCCUCCACCUCCUCCUCAGCCAGUGGCACUACCACCAGUCGCAGGAAAUAAUGUGGCGGAAGAGCCACGGCCAAGCGAACCGUCCGUGC
Messenger RNA from Amoebophrya sp. A120, 249 nucleotides. The record is from the annotation of a GenBank genome assembly. Lineage: Eukaryota; Dinophyceae; Syndiniales; Amoebophryaceae.